AUGGAGGGGCUUCCAAAUCCUUCCGAACCGAACACGACCACGACUCGAGCGAGCUUUCCCCAGUCCCCGUCUGAAUUUCAUGACGAUUACAGAAUUUCCUUUUCCAAACUUGACGAGAAGUACUAUUUGGAGGCUGAGGAUGGGACAGAGUGGGAAUACGAUAAUGCGCUGAAUAGAUGGGUCCCCCUGGUGGACGAUGCCCUCUUAGAACAACAGAGGGAGGCGUACAAAGUUGAAGGCGUAAAUGAAGACGAACCAGUCGAUCUCAAGCAGCAACAGCAGCAACGGCGGCUGAAGCGGAAAAAUUAUACCGGUGACCAAAAUGAUAUCAAGCCGACCCAAGUCUCCAAGCCCAAGAAACCGCGCGUAAAUACCGCUGUCUACGUUACAUCCAUCCCCCUUGACGCCUCCAUGGACGAAGUGAACGACGUAUUCAGUAAAUGCGGAGUCAUUGCCGAAGAAAUCGACCGGCGAAAGCCACGGAUAAAAAUGUAUACUGACGAUGAAGGGAAGUUCAAGGGGGAUGCGCUGGUCGUAUACUUCCGUCCUGAAUCUGUCAACCUGGCCAUUCAGAUGCUUGAUGAUACAGAUUUUAGGUUUGGAGAAACGGGACCCGAGGGCAAGAUGAAGGUCCAAGCGGCGGAUUUCUCAUUUAAAGCACAAAAAGAGGCUCCGGUCAAGCAGAAUAUGAGCGAGAAGAGGAAAAUUAUGAUAAAAACUCAAAGGCUGAAUAGCAAACUUGCGGACUGGGACGACGACGAGCCGUCGACUGUUCCAACAAGUUCUUCCCGAUGGGAUAAAGUGGUCAUUCUCAAACAUAUGUUUACGCUACAGGAGCUUGAGGAAGACCCGGCUGCAAUCCUCGACAUAAAGGAAGAUAUCCGACAAGAAUGCUCGAAGCUAGGCGACGUCACCAACGUCGUACUAUACGACAGGGAGGAAGAGGGCGUAGCUAGCGUACGGUUCUCAGAUGCCGAAUCUGCAAAUACCUGUGUUCAGAAAAUGGAUGGCCGGUUUUUCUCAGGCACGAGGGUAGUAGCAUAUAUCGCCGAUGGCAGCGAGAGGUUUAGGAAAUCGAGUGCGAAGAAUCCAGCUGCUCUGGCUGCUGUUGAUGCGGAAGAGGCGGAGGAUGCCAGCGAGGAGGAAGCUGAGAGACUUGACAAGUUUGGCUCAUGGUUGGAGAGCGAAGGGAAAAGCUAA
This is a messenger RNA of Paracoccidioides brasiliensis Pb18, 1200 nucleotides long. RefSeq names its product U2 snRNP complex subunit CUS2. The coding region runs from base 1 to 1200 and encodes 399 amino acids. The transcript has 6 exons. Gene Ontology annotation, molecular function: RNA binding. Gene Ontology annotation, biological process: mRNA splicing, via spliceosome. The record is from RefSeq and is a predicted model, not a curated record. Gene Ontology annotation, cellular component: U2-type spliceosomal complex; U2 snRNP.